This is a messenger RNA of Cantharellus anzutake, 1692 nucleotides long. RefSeq names its product ammonium transporter. The transcript is spliced from 7 exons. Gene Ontology annotation, biological process: ammonium transmembrane transport. The coding region runs from base 142 to 1539 and encodes 465 amino acids. NCBI's taxonomy places the organism in Eukaryota, Fungi, Basidiomycota, Agaricomycetes, Cantharellales, Hydnaceae. Gene Ontology annotation, molecular function: ammonium channel activity. Gene Ontology annotation, cellular component: plasma membrane. The record is from RefSeq and is a predicted model, not a curated record.
CCCUGUGCGCCGGGAGUUGUUCCUGAGCGAUAAGGAGACAGGCUUAUGAUUGCGUUCUUCGUCUUUGCAUACGUUCUCAUUCUAUACCGUCUACUUCCCCGAAUAUAAGACUUUGUGCAGUUUGGAGUCGGACACUGCGAUAUGCCCACUUUCAGGAGUCCUGAUGACAGCUUCGCACGGCACCCGGAAGCUCUUCAACGAAGCGACCCUUUUAACGGCAGCGAUAUAGCUUGGGUUUUAGCGUCUACCGCUCUCGUAUGGUUGAUGACUCCUGGUAUGGGGUUCUUCUACUCUGGCCUGCUCCGACGCAAGAAUGCCCUCUCAAUGAUUUGGCUUUCCUUCGUGUCCACUGCGAUCGUUUCAUUCCAGUGGUUCUUCUGGGGCUACUCCCUCGUUUUUUCGGAGCGUGUCGUCGGCAAGUUUAUUGGGAAUCUAGAUCACUUUGGGUUGAAAGAUCUUUGGGGUAUACCUAGCGUCACAAGCACUCGAAUCCCCGCAACGGUGCACUGUGUCUAUCAGCUUAUGUUUGCAAUAAUAACCUCAAUGAUUGCUGUGGGGGCUAUCGCCGAACGAAGUCGUUUGGGUCCGAUUAUGUUCUUCCUUUUUUGCUGGACGACGCUCGUGUAUGACUUUAUUGCAUGUUGGACUUGGAACCCUGAUGGGUGGGUGUCAAAGAGCGGUGGAUUGGACUUUGCAGGUGGAACGCCUGUACAUAUCAGCAGUGGAACAGCUGCAUUGGCUAUUUCGAUGCAUCUUGGCCCUCGCUUGAAUUACAGGGAGCCUCCAUUGGCUUACAGGCCUCAUAACGCCACCUAUGUUGCCCUUGGUACUGCAUUCCUGUGGUUAGGAUGGUUUGGAUUUAACGGAGGUAGCACUUUGGCGGCGACUGAGCGCGCUGCCAACGCCUGUUUCGUUACGAACUUAUCGGCCUCUGUUGGCGGUUUCACUUGGAUGUUGAUGGAUUGUUUUCUUGGAAAUGGCGGAUGGUCCGCGGUUGGGUUCUGCUCGGGGGCGAUUGCGGCCCUCGUCGCUAUAACACCGGGCGCUGGCUAUGUUGGUGCCCCAGCUGCAGUUCUCUAUGGGUUCCUUUCUGGUGUAGUUUGCAACUUUGCCACCCAACUCAAGUACCGUCUUGAGAUCGACGACGCGAUGGAUAUCUUCGCGACCCAUGCGAUUGGAGGGGUCCUCGGGAAUUUGUUGACGGGUCUGUUUGCCCAGGCGAGCAUACCUGCUCGUGAUGGAAUUUUCAUCCGAGGGGGAUGGCUGGAUCAUCAUUAUAUCCAACUUUUGCAUCAAUUCGUUGAUUCCGUUUCAGGCCUCGCUUGGUCGUUCAUCCUCACAAGGGUGAUUCUUUGGAUCAUGGAUCUCAUUCCUGGAUUGAGCCUUCGUACAACACAGGAGGCUGAGAGAAUGGGGAUGGAUGGUGCUGAGAUGCAAGAAUAUGCGUAUGUGCUAGAAUUGGAACCGCACGUAGGUGGGGGGAAUGCAGGGGUCCCGAACAAUAUUGCCGGGCAGGAAAACGGAGAAUCCUCCUCGUGAUAUACGGGUAGGAUGACAUGGGCAAAAUGGGAGGCUUUUAUUUGCACUGUGCACGCUCGAGUCAAGUUCACACGGUUAAGUGUGGAUUGGGAUAUGUUGGGGAUAUCAACAUGAUUGGGAUGGGGACUCGGGCUGACCAUGGUAGAUAAGAAU